Vespa crabro (European hornet) is the source of this 941-nucleotide messenger RNA. RefSeq lists its product as uncharacterized. Lineage: Eukaryota; Metazoa; Arthropoda; Insecta; Hymenoptera; Vespidae. The transcript is spliced from 3 exons. The record is from RefSeq and is a predicted model, not a curated record. The coding region runs from base 256 to 924 and encodes 222 amino acids.
UAUUAUCAUUAGACUAAAAAUGAAUAUUAUCCGUUAGAACAGUUGACGUUAGUUGAUACUUUUUAUUAAACCUAUAUUUGACCUAUAUUCUAUGUUAUUUAUAUAUGUCCUUAGAAGUAUCAUUUAAAUUAUAUCAAACGUAUUUUGUGUGUAUAUAUAUAUAUAUACGUUUGCAUUUGCGAAAGAAUAUCAUUCUAAAUGUAAGUUACGAAUACAUUGUAAUAAGAUUAAUUAAUUAUACAUUGUUGGGUUACCAUGGAAAUAAAAUUACUGCGUGUAUUAAUAUAUAUUAAGUUUUUAUUUUUAUUAUCAAUCGUCGCGCAUGCGGAAGAGGAAAAUUUCACCAAAUUUAAAAUUCAAACAUUCACAAACGAUCCGUUAAGAACAGCAUUAUUUAAAAUACAAUCAAAUGCAAAUUAUCUGAGAGAAUUGUUUGCGGAAAAUAGAGAAAAUUAUUUAGAAAUUAUUGCAGCUAUACAAACAGAAAAUAAAUCUGAUCGUAAAUUAUUAUUAAUUAUGCAAUUAAUUGAAGAGAUAGUGCAUUCUAUUGAAGAAUGUACAGUGCAAAUAUAUAAUGCCAGAUCUAAUGUUAAAAGUAGAACUUUUUCAAUGAGUGAUGAUAUUAUAAAUGCCUGGUAUACGAUAUUGGAGAACGUAUCUUUUUUUGGAGAUCUUUUUGUUCAUUUCCCAGAUAUGGUUACUAAAAUUUUAAGAUUUGAAAAAAAAUGGAUUGAAAUACUAUUGUUGUCUGCGCAAUAUACUGAUGUAAUUGAAAAUUUGGUGGAUGAAUCUACUUAUGCUACAAUUUCUUUAGCUAAAAAGGAACUUAGUAAAAUAAAAAAAAAAUUUGGAAAAAAAUAUUAUUUGUCUAAUAAAAAAAAGUCAAAGAAGAAUCUCUCAAAAUUUAUAAAAUUGGAAUUAUAAACAUUCUUGUAAUAGUU